CGGGGCAUGACGCAGUGGAGACAGGGGUCUAGAUCCCAAAGGUUACUUCGUAGGAGCUGUCGAAGCUGUCGGAUUGAUUGGUAUAGGUAGCUUCAGCGUCGUGAAGCACAAAUGUGACACGGACACAAGCACGAGAUCAUAGUCGCAUAGCCACAAGUGCGAGGUGCUACUCGUCUAUCUGCAAAUCUCCCCGUACACCAGAUCGACGCGAUUCACAAUCGGGUUGAGCAAGUGCGAUGGAGAGCUAACUGGAUCGGCAAUUGGGUGUGAGAGGAAGCUGCCUCGGGGGCCGCACCUGUUCUGUUACACCAGGACUCGACACGGAGAAGGAGCUGUGGUUGCUCUCCGAGUCACUUCCAUUCAUGAUGUUGGGUUGUUAAAGUUCUUGUGAAAAGCACCCUGUUCAUUUGUGUGGUAGGAUACAUGUAUAUCCCACCAAAUCACAGUUCAUACAUAUAUCCAUCCUAAAUUUGAAAGGGGACUGACUAUAAGUGAAUAUUCCUUUUAAUACACUUUUUUCCCCUACUUUAUAUUCUAUUCCCUAAGAAAAGCUGUAUUUGUUGUAUCAUUCAAUCCAACCAAAUCUGUCUGAUAUCUGAAAUCAUAAUUGGCCAUGUCUUCGUCCAUAUCUCCUCUAGCCGACUCUACAGCUCAACUUAUAGGCGCUCAUGCGGUAGUUGUUUCACCUACUACAGUUGUGAAGGAGUUAUUAGACAAUGCAAUCGAUGCUAAAGCCACUUCAAUCGAAAUACUUAUCUCUCCUGACACCACCUCCAGGAUCGAGGUCCGAGAUAAUGGCCUCGGUAUUCAUCCCGAUGACUUCGAUUCGCUAGGCAGACAUGGUCACACAAGUAAACUCAGGAAGAUCGAGGAGCUUGCAACCCUCGCUGGGAAGAGCCUCGGUUUCCGUGGCGAAGCUCUUGCGAGCAUAAACUCUGUGGCUACUGUUACCAUAACCACCAAAGCCUCUUCCGAGCCUAUCGCCGCCACUUUUCAAUUAACACCUAACGAAGGCGGUGCCCUAGCUCAAAAGCCAUCUUCUGCCCCUGUAGGGACAACAGUGAAUGUCAUCAACUUGUUCAGUCGCCAGCCCGUACGUCAGCGAGUAGCUGUCAGAGAGGCGAAGAAAAGCCUCGACCAAAUCCAGGAACUCCUACGAUCCUAUAUAAUGGCUCGGCCGCAGCUUAGAAUCAUAUUCAAGAUCCUGCACACACCAGCAAAAGUAUGGUCUUAUUCUUCCAAUUGUAAUGUGACUGUGAUUGAGGCAGCAUUGCAGUUAUUUGGGGUUGAGGUGGCAUCAAAUUGCCUCUUGAAAACAUUUCAAUCGAGCCACGAAAAAAACGGCGAAUCUUCGUGUCAAAAUCUGUCAGAAUCAACGACUAAUGGCUUUCUACUUGAAGUGCUUCUUGCCAAUCCGGAAGCAAACCUUCAGAACGUGCCCAAACGCCACUAUUGCUCCAUUGAUGGCCGCCCUUUGAACGUUAGUCGCGGCGUAGCCAAGCGAUUAUUAAGGAUCUACCUAGAACAUCUGAAACGAUCAACAUUGGUGAAAGAUAUUAGUGAUUGCUUCAUUCGCCUUGAUCUACGCUUCCUAUCCGGUAGCUAUGACGCUAAUGUAGAGCCGUCCAAAGAUGAUGUCUUGAUCUCGAACGAACAAGCCGUCGCAGACGCAUUUAGACAUCUAUGUAGUGAGGUAUAUAAGCCAACUGCAACUGAUAAACAAGGUUCGCUGAACACCAAGAUCUGUCGAAAGACUAAUAUGCCGAUUAGAGGGAUAUUAGACCAUAGCCAACCUAGUUCAGCUCAAAGUUCGCAAACUCGACCCAAUCUUUCCGACCCUGCUACUCAGGAAGCUUGGAAAUCUUCCCAAAGAUCCUCCGAGUACGCCGCUGAUCAAGAUACAGCCACUGAGAAAUCAAUAGCCGGUGGAAACCCCCAAAAGGCCCAGAUGCCAACCUCGAUGUCAUUUACACCAAUAAAUGCGGCACAUUGUGCUACCUCUUCGCAACCAAGACGUUCCAGCAAUGAACAGAGGAAACCUCCUGCGACAACGCACCAGUGGAAUGUCGAUACGUCAGUUGAUCUCAACGAGCGCCCCGAACGAAGACAGCAGCAUCGACCUCAAGCGAUGCAGAAAUCUCUGGACUCCCAAGAUGUAGAAAUAGAGAGGAACCCUAGAGUAGGGGAUCAUCUUAACCCUUGGGUAAUUGCAAAGAGAAAUAAUUUGAGUGAAGCACCAUUAGGCUCAAUUCUGGAUUGUUCCUCGGGACGUUCGUUAACACCAGAACCUCCGGUUCUCCGUCACAUAAUGGCACCACCAGGCGAUCUUGACGUUCCUAGAAGCCACCAAGACACGGAGCGCCGAAAACUUCCUUGCCUUGAACGAGCUACUGUUCCCGGUGGCCCUUAUCGCAGUCCAAUGGCAAGUCCUUUACAGGGCAAACCAAAAGGCAUAUCCGUAGUAUCCCCCAACUCACAUACAUCUCGUCGUCGUCGAGAACAAAUACCAUGGACCCCGCCAUCUUCGAUUGAAAAGCAUCGUUAUCUAGACGUAUCACAAAUCGAUGUGACGAAAUCAUCACGUGCAGACGGUUUCAAGCAAACUCAAAUAUCUUUCGGUGGUACUCGGCCAAAUCGCCGUCAAGAUGGAACGCAAAUUGAGGCGAUGUCGGACAAAGGUGAAGCUGACAAGAAUGCUCAAUCGCAGGACUUCUUUUCGGCAGCUAAAAGAAAUUUGAACUACCAGUUAUCCCGGAUGGAUAAAGAGCAUGAAGAUCUAGUGACACAGGCAACCCCCAGUAAUAGAUCUCAACGGCAUCAUUAUCAGCAGCCAUCACGUCAAAGACAACCCUUCAAAGUACUCCAGAAUAAUACAUUCGAGAACAACAAUAAUCCACAAGAAGACCGGCAACCAAUUCCCACGACUCUGCCCAUAGGUGAUCCCAGGGCCUAUCUCCUACGUAGGCAGAAGUCCAUAACUGCAGCGGGGGGUGAUGCGAAGCUAAAAAAGAUGAGCCGGGUGAAGAGCUCUCUUAUGCCAUUACAGCAUACCCCUCCGGAAUAUCAGACUUAUGUUCUCUCCUCGACUAUUAGUAUCAGCGGCGACGAUUUAAACAAGCUGGUACGACGGAUUAGUGAGUAUGAUGACUACGUAGUUUGUGGCGCUAAUCUUGAGGGGCUUGAUAUGAGUCUGUCUGAGGGACAAGCUGUAGAAUCACAGUUGCAGAAGCUUCUCGUCGCACAGAAGGAGAACAUUGAUACGCCUACUCAUGAGAAUGAUCCUUUAGCUAUUGGUCUACAGACCAUGUUGAAGGGCAAGGGCGUUUUGAAUGAGUGAUGACUCUGUAUCGCUUAUCAUGUCUACUCGCUUAAAUAGUCCUAGAAGCGAAAACUGUUGUUUGCUGCGCUACUUGCUCUUAGGAAAAUAGGGGCAAAAGAUUAUUGGGGAUGUCAUACAUGGGUGCGCAUCGGCAUCGAAAAAAAGAAAAUAGUUGCAGGUCACUGUCGCAUAAACUAGCUAUUUUACCUGCUGAGUCAGUCUUCAGUACAUCUAGCUGGUGAAGAAACAACCAAAUUCAUUAUAUUUC
Xylaria bambusicola is the source of this 3587-nucleotide messenger RNA. RefSeq lists its product as uncharacterized. The coding region runs from base 614 to 3337 and encodes 907 amino acids. Gene Ontology annotation, biological process: mismatch repair. NCBI's taxonomy places the organism in Eukaryota, Fungi, Ascomycota, Sordariomycetes, Xylariales, Xylariaceae. Gene Ontology annotation, molecular function: ATP-dependent DNA damage sensor activity; ATP hydrolysis activity; ATP binding. The transcript has a single exon. The record is from RefSeq and is a predicted model, not a curated record. Gene Ontology annotation, cellular component: MutLalpha complex.